AACGGGAUCUUUUCGCAGUUCAGUUCUGCAGAUAGCAACAUGGGGAAAAAGAAGCCUAAAAAGUUUAGCCUGGAGACUCUGGAUGCUGCAAGGAAAGCCUAGUUUCUCACAUUCUCUUCCCUAUCUCAGUCAUCUGAGGACAUUGCCAUUUCCUAAGAGAAGAGCCAGGAGGAAGAAAGAAUGAAUGUUGGACUUCUUAAGACCAUGUACCAGGAGUUGGUGACCUUUAGAGAUGUGGCUGUAGACUUCUCCCAAGAGGAGUGGGAUUGUCUGAAUUCUUCUCAAAAGCAUCUGUAUAGUAAUGUGAUGUUGGAGAACUAUAGGAUCUUGGUCUCACUGGGACUUUGCUUUUCCAAGCCAAGUUUGAUAUUAUUGUUGGAACAAGGAAAAGAGCCCUGGAUGGUGAAGAGAGAGCUGACAAAAGACUUGUACUCAGGCUGGGAACCUAUAAGUGAAACUGAAGAAUUGGCCCCAAAGCAGGACCCUUUAGAAGAACAAUCCCGGAAAAUAAUAGAAAAACUUACAAGUUAUGGCCUUGAGUACUCCAGUUUGAGAGAAGAGUGGAAAUAUGAGGGCCAUUUUGAGAGGCGACCAGGGAAUCAGAAGACAUGUUUCAAGGAAGAGAUAAUCACUCGUGAAGAAGCCAUUGUUAAUGAAAGAGAACAAGAAUAUAACAAAUCCUGGGGAAGUUUUCAUCAAAACAUACUACUGCAUACACAACAGAUUAUCCCCAAAGAGGAGAAAGUAGAUAAACAUGACAUACAUAAGAAAAGCUUUAAAAAGACUUUAAUGGCCAUUAAGCCUAAGAGUGUCUGUGUAGAGAAGAAACUUUUAAAAUGUAAUGACUGUGAAAAGGUCUUCAGCCAGAGUUCAUCCCUUACUCUUCAUCAAAGAAUUCAUACUGGAGAGAAACCCUAUAAAUGUGUGGAAUGUGGGAAAGCUUUCAGCCAGAGAUCAAAUCUUGUUCAACAUCAGAGGAUUCAUACCGGAGAGAAACCCUAUGAAUGUAAAGAAUGUAGGAAAGCCUUUAGUCAGAAUGCACAUCUAGUUCAACAUCUGAGAGUUCAUACUGGAGAAAAACCUUAUGAAUGUAAGGUCUGUAGGAAAGCCUUCAGCCAGUUUGCCUACCUUGCUCAACAUCAGAGAGUUCAUACUGGAGAGAAACCCUAUGAAUGUAUUGAAUGUGGGAAAGCCUUUAGCAAUAGAUCAUCCAUUGCUCAACACCAGAGAGUUCAUACUGGAGAAAAACCUUAUGAAUGUAAUGUCUGUGGGAAAGCAUUUAGCCUUCGUGCAUACCUUACUGUACAUCAAAGAAUACAUACUGGGGAGAGACCCUAUGAGUGUAAGGAAUGUGGGAAGGCCUUCAGCCAGAACUCACACCUUGCUCAACAUCAGAGAAUUCAUACUGGAGAAAAACCUUAUAAAUGUCAGGAAUGUAGGAAAGCAUUUAGCCAGAUUGCUUACCUUGCUCAACAUCAAAGAGUUCAUACUGGAGAGAAACCCUAUGAAUGUGUUAAAUGUGGAAAGGCUUUUAGCAAUGACUCAUCCCUUACCCAACAUCAGAGAGUUCAUACUGGAGAAAAACCUUAUGAAUGUAAUGUUUGUGGAAAGGCUUUUAGUUACUGUGGAUCCCUUGCCCAGCAUCAGCGAAUUCAUACUGGCGAGAGACCUUAUGAAUGUAAGGAAUGCAAGAAAACCUUCAGACAGCAUGCACACCUUGCUCAUCAUCAGAGAAUUCACAUUGGCGAGUCGCUGUCACCACCCAAUCCUGUCAAUCACCAAGUCCUGUAGAUCCUAUCUUCUAAAUAUUUCUGGAAUUUAUGCUCUUUUCUAUAGUUAAUGUUGUCACUCUAGUUUAUGAUUCAUCUCACUUAAAUUACUGAUACAGCUUUCUAACAGG
Molecule: messenger RNA, 1900 nt
Organism: Otolemur garnettii (small-eared galago)
Lineage: Eukaryota; Metazoa; Chordata; Mammalia; Primates; Galagidae
Product: zinc finger protein 570
Exons: 5
Coding region: 181-1791 (536 amino acids)
Biological process (GO): regulation of transcription by RNA polymerase II
Cellular component (GO): transcription regulator complex; PcG protein complex
Molecular function (GO): RNA polymerase II cis-regulatory region sequence-specific DNA binding; DNA-binding transcription factor activity, RNA polymerase II-specific
Source: RefSeq, a predicted model, not a curated record